Messenger RNA from Eriocheir sinensis (Chinese mitten crab), 10627 nucleotides. It is a transcript of the gene hyd, whose product is annotated as E3 ubiquitin-protein ligase hyd-like. Gene Ontology annotation, cellular component: nucleus. NCBI's taxonomy places the organism in Eukaryota, Metazoa, Arthropoda, Malacostraca, Decapoda, Varunidae. Gene Ontology annotation, molecular function: ubiquitin binding; zinc ion binding; ubiquitin-protein transferase activity. The coding region runs from base 126 to 8729 and encodes 2867 amino acids. The transcript is spliced from 36 exons. The record is from RefSeq and is a predicted model, not a curated record. Gene Ontology annotation, biological process: protein polyubiquitination; regulation of double-strand break repair; DNA damage response.
GAGGGGCUGCAGGGCCUUGGGACAACAUGGCGGCUCAGGGCUGAGGCCGAGGCUGACUCUUCGGGUGUUUUGCUCUUGUUUUCCGUCUCAGGGCCUCUUAGUGUGGACAAACUUCUGGAUACGAGAUGACGUCGCUACACUGCGUCAUCCACCCCCUGCCGGGCACCGAGGACCAGCUAAAUGAGAGACUCAGAGAAUUGGGCCUUCGGCUGAAUUGGUCCGGAGGUGUUGGAGUGAGUGCAGUGGCAGGGCUGCGAGAGAACAUCCGGCAGGUUGCUAUUGGUCCAUCACACAUAGCAGUACUCACUGAAGAUGGGCGUGUGGCUCGAUUGGUCUUCUCCAUCAACACAGAUGCUCUUGAUCUUAAUAAAGCAGAUCAAAAACAAGGGAACUGCAACAAGGGCAGUACUCAAAGCAGCACCAAGCUGACAGCACGCAUGUCCACUGGAGGCCGACGGAUUGUUCGCACCACGUCUGGGUCAGGAGGUGUAAGGGGGCGGGGAGCUGGAGUAAUCAUGGGGUCAUCUCGGCCCAUGUUGCCGGCACAGUAUGUUCCUGAAGAACUCAUUUCCCAGGCACAAGUUGUAUUGCAAGGAAGGAGCCGUAACCUUAUCAUCAGAGAGCUUCAGAGAACCAAUCUUGACGUCAACUUGGCAGUAAACAACCUUUUGUCGAGAGACGAUGAAGAUGUUGAAGAACCAGAGGAGAGCGGUGACUCCUACGUACCAGAAGACCUCAUCUCUCUCCUGGAUGCUGGGAUAUCUGUGGCUGCUGACCAUCCCUCUGUGAUAAUAGAUGCUGAUGCUAUGUUUUCUGAUGACAUGUUUGGCUACUCCUCAGUGCGCAGUCGGUCUGGGGGGAGCCGAGGCCGAGCAGGAGAACGUGACCGUGAGGGCUCUGCCGGGUCCACGGGGUCAGAGCACCGAGCUGACCGGGAGCUGAGAUGGCGGGACCGUCACUACUCAGGGCCCCGCAAGUGGCUCUCCAAUGCACUGCUUUCUGUUCGAGUUGCACAGCCCCACUCAGAGACCGGGAAAAAGAAGGAUUCCCUCUUACCGGAUGCCAUUGACGUUGCUGACAACCUCCAGUACUGGCCAGAGAGACAAGGGAAUCUGAGUCCUCUUCGGUUCUCCCACAUUGCAGCGCUUCACUCAGAACUGGUGGCUGUAUCCACUACAGGACAGCUCUACCAGUGGCGCUGGGCUGACAAGGACCCCUACGUCCAUCCUGAGCUGCCAAAUGUGCACCAUCCCAAGGCUGUUCCUCUGGGGUUGUCAGGAGAGAGGGUGGUGGCCAUCAGUGCUGCAGGAGUGAGGUGCAGUGUGGCUACAGAGUCAGGCCGGGUUGCUACUUGGCUUGAUGAGACUCUCGCUGAUGUGGCCACCAAACUGGAGCAGCCAGCCCAAUCUUUUCCUGAGUUACAGAAUGAGCGCAUCUUAUCCCUUCACACAUGUCAACUGUACACCUGUGCCUGGUGCGAGUCUGGCGCGCUCUACUGGUGGGGAGUCUUGCCGUUCAACCAGCGUAAGAAACUCUGGGAAAAGUUUCGCAGCAAGAGUCGCAAGCAGCGCUCAGAUAUCACAGAGGGAGUUCAGAUUGGCAUGCGAUCCUCACCCAUGUACCACCCUGGUGCCCUUGCCUUCUCCACCUCCGGGGGUGUUCCUAAAAUUGGGCAGUUGAUCAAUGCCGCAUGGAACCUUGGCGACACCUGCAGGUUCAAGAUUCUCCCUCCUGGCGGGGUGAUGAGUGGCUCGAGUGGAGGGGGAGGAAGCAACAACAGUGGGAGUGGUGGGAGUGGCUCCUCCAACUCUAACAACAGUGCAUCAUCUGGCUACCAGUCAGGCAGUGGUGGUUCAUCAUCGUCUCAGAGUUUGUCAAACAGUGGCAGUGGCAGCAGCAGCAGCAGCAACACCAGUGGCAGCAGUGGGGGUGGAGAAAAGAAGAGUCUGGCAUCUGAGGUUUUGGGAUCAGCAGCUAAAGCUCUAAAAUGUGGAGACAGCAAAGAAACUUCUGAUAAGCUGGACAUGCCCCCACCCCCCUCCCCGGCCUCCAGCACCUGCUCAGACACAGGCUCCAUCACCUCUCCUGCAUCCUACAAGCGCGGAAAGAGACCUGCUCCCCGAGAUGAAAUGGAGCGCUUUGACGAGGAAGAAUGGCUAUUGCGAGACGUUAUUUUUGUUGAAGACACAAGACCAGUACCGAUAGGAGAGGUUCUUGCUGUGGAUGGAAAUCAGGUUGUUGUUGUGCCUCAGACCAAGGAAGGCAAAGGCAACCUGCGUGUGAUCCACCGCGAUCAGCUGCAGGUCAUCCGUGCAGGAGGAAACCCUCGUGUGCCGGACUGCUACCAGAAGACACCCAAGAGGAUCCCCGUCUCAGAGCAGGGCCAGAUCCUCACCGUGGCUGUGGAUGGCAGAGGAAUCCAUGCCAUCGUGAAGAACAACAAUCGCUUGACCUAUGCCAUAUACAAUUUGAGUUCUGGAAAGGCUGAGCAGGAGUGCAUGUUCCCCACCGACAGCACAGCAUUUAUGGGGUCAGAUCCUUCAGGUAUCUCACUCACAAUAACAGGCGAGAGUGAGAAUGUAGGUGUUCUGCGGGAUGGGAACAGUACCAUCUACCCUCUGAGUAAAGACUGUGUGGAGUCCAUCAAAGACCCUCACUGGCCAGACCUCCCCCCAGUGUCCUGCCUUGGUGUGGCGACUCACUUCCUACACGGCGCUGGUGCUCACCAGAAGAAUCAUGUGGCAAUACUCGUCCUUGCACUCAAAACUCAAACUCUGAUGCCCAAGAUUCUUCGCUGUGAUCCAGAGGGCGUGCGACAAGUCUUGUCUCUCCUUGAAAAUGACACUCCAGAUGGCAUGUCCAAUCUCACUUCUGAAGGAAUAGUGGAAGAAAAAUGUGAUGGUAAUCGUAAUAUCCUCCAUGCUUGCAUAUCUACCUGCUGCCCUGUUACCAGCAAGGAAAGUGAAGGAGAAUCUGUAUUGGAGAAAGACCCAAUCUUAGGCAGUUUUGCCUGGCCACCAAGCUCCUCUGAUACUCUGAGUGACACUGCUAGUGGUGCCGGGCCUGAUGAUGACCUCAUCACCCCUUCUUCAUCCAAAACUACACCUGGACCUAGUAUGCCAAGUUUAGGAACUUCAGACCCCACAGAGAGAAAAUCAUUCUCCUUAACCAUUUUACGUACUAUUUGUGACAGUCCUUCAUUGGCCCCACACUUGAGAAGUUUGCUGAUUGCUAAAGACUCCAAUGGGUUCACUCCUUUCAUGCUAGCAGUGUCUGGACGAGCUUAUCAGGCAGCACUCAUACUCUUUGAUGUCAUUCACCGGGUGGCCCUCGAGAGUGCCCUUGACUCGGAGGGUGUUCGGCGAGCCUUUACUCAAAUGAUCUUUCCCCGGGGCAGUAACCCUGAUGACUCUCCUCUCCAUGUGCUGUGCUAUAAUGACACUUGUUCCUUCACUUGGACAGGAGCUGAGCAUAUUAAUCAAGACAUAUUUGAGUGCAGAACUUGUGGAUUGAUUGGUUCCCUAUGCUGUUGUACAGAAUGUGCAAGAGUUUGUCAUAAAGGUCAUGACUGUAAGCUUAAGAAAACUUCACCUACAGCGUACUGUGACUGUUGGGAAAAAUGUAAAUGUAAAGCACUUAAAUCUGGGCAUCAGACUGCACGCUUUGAACUUUUGUCCCGCUUAAUAACAGAAACUGAUCUUGUUAAUAUUGCCAAUGGACGUGGAGAAAAUCUUCUCUUGUUCCUUGUACAAACAGUUGGACGUCAAGUGACAGAACAGAAGCAGUGGUCUAGGAGUCGCUCAACAUCUUCAACACGGAAAAACACCUUGUCAGAGGUCACCAUGGAAGUCCCUGAUCACGAUCUGGAGCCUCCCAAGUUUAGCCGUCGAGCUCUGGAGCGUCUGCUGAAUGACUGGGCUGCAGUGAGGGCCAUGAUCAUGACAGGCCACAAGGAGGAGGUCCCUCCGUCGGGUGCAUCCACAGACGAAAUCAACUUCAUGCAGUACCAAGGCCACACUACUCACCUAGACAAAUUUACCUACUGCCUGCUUGUGAAGUUGGCAACUCAGGUUGAGCAUCGUAAUCUCAAACUAAAGCAGCUGAUCAACAGUGAUGAUGAUGAGCGCAAGAUGAUCGCAGACACCAUGGUCACGGCCCUCAUCAACACACUCAUCAGGGAGCUUCACAAUGAUUCGGUUCCUGGACGCAAACAGGAAGCAGAAAAGGUGGCUCGAAGGUUCAUUGCUUCAGUGGUGCGGAUCUUUGUGAUCUUGGCCAUUGAGAUGAUUCCUAAUGUUGGGAAGAAGAAGCCAGGAAGCUCCUACACACAACCACUGGCCAAAUGUAUCAAAGUCUUUGAGUCACUGAUUCCUGUAGCAGUGACAGAACUGUGUGAUGCUGCCGAUGCUCUCAUGCUUCCUGUCCGCCUCAACUACGUCAAGCCAACGGCCCCAUUCCCUCUCACCUCAACCCAUGUGGAUGCCAACCAUGGGUGUAAGGAGAUGUUUGAGGUGGAGCCCUUGCAAAGGUAUCACCAUCGCUUUGGUGGAGGCAACAUGGAGCAGCCCACAGCCUCCACCAGCAGCAGCCGGGGAGGGAGUGCCAGUAUGAGUGGUGGAGGUGGAGAAGAAGUGGAGGAAGGCGGUGAAGAAGAGGUGGCUCCCAGCAUGUCUCGACCUGGCCCGGCCCCUGCAUCAAGGUCACGAAGGAGCCGAACAGACCACAUCCUCCCACCCCAGGUGGACGAUCACGACAAUGAAGGCGGCAGUGAGAGGGAUGAUGCCAAUGAACGCUCUGAACAGGAAGGUGAUGGUGGGGCUGAGGUGGAGGGAGGAGAGUCAGACAUGGAGCUGGAUCUCUUGGCAGAAUCAGACAGUGACAGUGAUGAUAACCAAUCUGCUGUGGACAACACCUCUGCUCAGAGAUCUGUUCAGACUGGGGCAACAGCCGGAAGUGAUGGUGAGGAUGACUCUGGGGAAUCAUCACCUGGGGAGGACGAGGAUGACGAAAGUGAGGCAGCAGAGACUGAUGAGUUUGAUUCUGCGGAACUUUUCUCUGAUGAACAGUUGGAGAGGAGGGGAAACACUUCGUCUACUGCACGCAAUAUUGCUCCCCAUAACCUCCAGUGGGCAGUGAGAAACCCACGAGACAACAGCUCACGCUCAGGAGGGACCACUGGGGGGCCAACAGCAACAGGGUCCACAAGUACAACCUCCAGUGGACUGAUAUACAUUGAUCCCACCUCAUUAAGGCAUGGCCCAACAUCAAGCUCCUCAGUUACCCCAUCCUCGCAUGAGCCCGUCAGCUUGGCCACCACCAACAACACCCUGGCCAGAGCCUUCACCAUUGUUGUAAGGCAGAUGAGCUCACUCCUUGGUCUGGCCUGUGACCUUGUGAGGGAUGGAGUCCUGACCUCAAGAACACCAGGGGGAGGAGGAGGCAUCCCUGGCAGCAGUGGAAGCAGCACCACGGCCAAUCAGAUCUGCUUGACCCCCACCAUCAUCUCCGCUCUCAUCAAGCAGGUGGAUGCCAGGCUCCAGCCCACAUGGGAUUGGUUGUUAAGUUUGAUGGACUCGACUGAAUCUCAAUUGAGGUUUGGCCGUGAAUUGAACCAGCUCAUUGAGGGCAGCGGUGGCAGUGCAAGCUCAUCCACAACAGCAUCAGCACCGACAGGAAUCCCGGCCGCUCGGCCCCGGGAGCGCAGUGCUGGGCGAACAGGACUGUUUAUUAGAGACCCUCUGACGGGGCCACUGUCCAGAUACCAGAGUGCAAGAAGGGGAGCACGAGCUGCAGCCAGCACUGCAGACCCUCAGAAUGCCAGAAGAGAUACCCUUUCAUAUGUUGUCUCUCUCCUGAGAGCCCAUAAAAAUGAACAUUGUGAUACAUUACCAGACAUAGAUGUUGGGUCAUUGAAGCAUAUAGCCUACGUGUUUGAUGCCCUGAUCAGUUACCUUCGGUGCUGUGAGAGCGACAGCAACGCCCACAUUGAUUCUGGGGGUGCAGAGUGCACUGGCUUCUCUUGGGAGCGCGAUGAAAAUGAAAAUGAAGAUGACAUAGACGAUCUGCCCUCCAUCACUCCUUCUGCUGGGGACAGUGAGUCCACUGAUGAGGACUCCAAUCUUUCCAACUCAAGGGGGAGGAAACACACCUUCUUCCAGAGAUCCCAGUCUACUUUGUGUCUGGGAUCUCUAGGUGCAGAUGUCUUUAGUACCAGCCUGCAGGAGGCCUUGCCUCUUGCUGACAAGCCACACCUGCUGCAGCCCAACGCCCGUCGGGAGGAACUGUUUGGCAUUCCACGCGCACACACGCACAAUGCUGGCAAUGAAACCAGAACUCCCUUGGACACCCCACUCUCUCGCCUCGGUGUGUUGGAGAACUUGCACAUGGUGGGCCCCUAUCCACCCACACCGCCACAGUCUUAUGCCCACAUGUUGGGGUCUGUGCGGCCAGUCGAUCAUCAACCAACUGACCUCUCUGUCUAUUCAAGUGGGCAUAUGAGAGACCUCAAGGAUGAAGAUAUGAGUGAAGACAGUGGGGAGACUUCACAAGAGAGAGCCCCGAUUAUUGUCUCUCCAAGACGAACUGGAAGCAGUCUUGCUGAAGGUACAAGUGACCACACCAGCAGUGGAGCGGCACACUUCUCAUCCGAGUCCACAUCUACCAGAGCCAGUGUUAAGAGUGUCAUCGUCAGAGUUGGGUCAUCACCUGUUUCAAGUGCAUUCAAGUCUGAGGUGAGCACAGCAUCAUCUCUGUCACCAAGUCUGGCCUCCACCUCCACCACCUCCUACACCCCUGGCUGCAUUGGUGGGCGCGGCAGCACAGACCUCCUGGUGGUCCCUCUGGAUGGCCGCAGCAGCCGAGGCUCUGAAAUGGGUCUCCACGCUCCCCAUGAUGUAUCUGCAAAUGUUACCAUUGAUACCACACAUGACCAGAUGAAACCAACACUUCUGAGAAGUGGAGUAACCCAAGAUUUGCUUCUGGGACGCUGGAGGUUAACAUUGGAAUUGUUUGGAAGAGUAUUUAUUGAUGACGUUGGCGCCGAGCCAGGUUCCAUAAUUGCCCAGCUUGGAGGCUUCCCAGUAAAAGAGGCAAAAUUUAGAAGAGAAAUGGAGAAACUGCGAAACUGCCAGCAACGGGACAUGAAUCUUACAAAGAUUGAUCGUGAGAGGGGACAACUCAUUGCUCAGACCUUCAAGGAGCUCAACACACAGUAUAAUAACUACCACAGACGAGGGACUCAGUCUUCCCCGCCUCUGGCCGUGAAUCGUGUCAAAGUAACAUUCCGAGAUGAGCCCGGGGAAGGGUCUGGGGUGGCCCGGUCCUUCUACACGGCCAUUGCUGAGGCGCUCCUCUCAGGCGAGAAGCUUCCAAACCUUGAGCCUUGUCAGGUUGGUCUGUCUGUGGUGAGGUACAGCUUGUAUGGGCAGUACAAGGGACGAGACAGAGACCGCCGCCAGGGAGCAUCGUCGUCACGGUCACUUCAGAGGAGAGAAUCCCGAAAGACUCUCUCCGUUGAUGCUCGGCCGUUCUAUAUGACGGGGGAAGGAACAAGCAAUGAACACCUGCCCUCCAAUGUACUGCAGCUGGGGGAGGCUCUCUUCCCCAAGGUUCAGAAUCUGAGACCAUCACUUGCGAGUAAGAUCACUGGAAUGUUGUUGGAGCUGACACAUGCUCAGUUGCUGUUGCUCUCUGCUAGUGAAGAUGCUCUUCGUCAAAAAGUAGAUGAAGCAGUGGACCUGAUUCUUGCUCAGGGCAGAGACCACACGCCAGAGUAUUCCCCGUCACACCAAGACACAGAUGAAGGUGGAGAGGAGCCUGAGGAUGCCAGUGCUCCUCUGUUCUACCAGCCUGGAAAGAGAGGAUUUUACUCUCCUCGGCAGAGUCGACCAGGGCUAGAAAGACUUAAUGCAUUCCGUAAUGUUGGCAGACUUUUAGGGUUAUGUUUAUUGCAAAAUGAGUUGUGCCCCAUCUACUUGAACCGCCACGUCCUGAAGUACAUUCUUGGGCGGCCAAUCCGCUUCCACGAUCUGGCCUUCUUUGACCCUGUGAUGUAUGAGAGCCUGCGCAAGCUGGUGCUGGACGCCGAGAACAAAGACACCGGCACGGAUGUCUUCAAAGCCCUCGACUUGACAUUCAGCAUUGAUGUGAUUCCUGAGGAGGGCGGGACAAAUGUGGAGCUCAUCAGUGGCGGCCGCAAUAUUGAAGUGACCACCAAUAAUGUGUAUGACUAUGUGCGCAAGUAUGCAGAGUAUCGCAUGGUGAAAUCACAGGAAAAGGCUCUGCAGAGUUUGCGUGAUGGCGUGUUUGAUGUCAUUCCUGGGGGAGCCCUGGACUCCCUCACAGCUGAAGACCUGCGGUUACUCCUGAAUGGUGUUGGAGACAUCAACGUGGCAACUCUCAUAUCGUACACUUCCUUCAAUGACGAGAGUGCCGAGUCUAAUGAUCGCCUUAAUAAGUUUAAGCGCUGGCUUUGGUCUAUUGUUGAGAAAAUGACCAAUCAGGAGAAACAAGACCUGGUAUAUUUCUGGACGGGUUCACCUGCCUUACCUGCAUCUGAAGAAGGUUUCCAACCCAUGCCGUCAGUCACCAUCCGGCCUGCCGAUGACUCUCACCUCCCCACUGCAAACACUUGCAUCAGUCGCCUCUACAUCCCUCUGUACACCACUCGUGCUAUCCUGCGCUCAAAGCUUCUCCUUGCAAUCAAGACAAAGAAUUUUGGAUUUGUUUGAAAGAAGUGACCAAAGGAUAGAUAAAAGCUGUUAAGAACAAUGAGUGACACUUCCAAAUUAGAUAUGAACAUUUCAUAUACAUAGAAAAUGGUUUAGGAGAGAAGCCUUACUCCAUAGGUUCAGGUGUUGUCAAAGUCUGUGGAAUGCAGUUUUUUUUAUGUCCUCAUGUUGCAAAGGUUUUACAUCAUCACCAUCCUUGUCAUCAUCACUAUCAUCAUCUUCAUCUUCCACCCCGUUUCUUGUAGGUACAGGUUUGGGGGAAAUGUUACAAUGAUGUAAAUUGAGAAAUGAUAGGGGGUAUUUUAAUGACUUGAAAGUUGCUUAUGCGUAAUCUUUUGAAUUCAUUAUAGUGAAAAUCCAGUGGUUGUAUUCUUAUUAAAUAAAAGAAUCUGCAUUCAUUGACAAUUUGCAAAAUAUUGGAGAAAAAACAUCAGGCCAUCCACAACUGAGAAUGGACUAGUAGUGAAGUAUACCAGCAGCAGGAAAACAAAGUAUAUCUGUGAAAAUUUAAUGUGCUACCAUUUCUAAAGUACUCUUUUUUAAAAAUUUACAAAAGUAAUUUAUUUCAAUGGAUUUUUUGUUACUCCUGAGCAUCGUUUUUAAUUCAUGCAAGUUAUUUCCUCUGAAAAAAUAAUGAAGUAACAAAUACUGAGACACCAGUGCAGUGACUCCAGAGAGCAAAGUUAAGACAUGUCCAGUUUUACGUUUCUUUGGGAAACUUUUUGAGAUCUGAAAUUCAUUGGAAACUGGUUAUGUUGUUUGAUAAUUUCACUUGUUUCUCAAAGCUAAACUAUUUCAUUUGACUGAUAUAAGUUCCUGAUAUGGCAUGCAAAACUCAAAGCAAUGUCAGCUUAAUUUUGAUACCAUCACCUGUAGCCCCAUGGCUUACUUUUCUUGUAACUUAUUUUUUAUGAACAAACUUAAGUAGUUCCAACUUGAAAAUUCACAAAGUAAAGAAAGGCCUUGCCAGGACUAUAAGUGGCUCUUAGAAACCUUGGCUUCAAAGCUUCAUAGUGGCCCUUCUUUCUCCCUUCAGAUGGAAAAUAAAAAUACUGUGCAUGUGUUGUUUUGCUUUGACUGCUAGAGUGUUCAAGUGAUGUCCACUAUGUAACAUGUAAGCAAGAAUCAUCCAUUACUGUGUCUUUAUCCUCAUCCUUUUCUCUGCUUUGUUCUCUGACCUCUUCUCACUCUACUUCACUCAUCUUCUCUCCUCACAUCAUUUUCUUAUUGGAUAUGGCAUAUUCUAGCAUUUUGUUUCCAUAGAGGUGGCAAGGGAAGGAAUGUAUAAAGUUUUGUUGACCAGUACUUGAUGUGAUUUGUAAUGUGCUGGUUAAAAUCCAGGUGCUGGAUUUUGGUAUGCGUGUAUGUUUAAAAGUAAAGCCCCAUGAACACUAUAUCUGAGGGGACCUUGUUUCAGUUAGCAUCUGCUUCUGCAAAUUGAAUUUUUUUUAUAUUAUUUUCAUCAUCAUUAAGAGUAGUUUAAUUUUGUUAGUGUUUUGAAGUGAGGUACUUCACCGAGUCAAAACUUGUACAAAGAAUAAAUUAAUUAUUCACAUCUCGGUAAAAAUAUGAGUUUUUCAUACUUAAGUUAUUGUUAUUUUUUCAUGUUUGCUUAAGUUCAUUAACUUCUCCCAUGAAACUGGUGUCUCACUUUCAUUAUGGAUUCAACAUGUAAUCUUCAUUCCUGAAAUUCGUCAUUUCAGUUAUCUGAAUGAUGUUGAAUGCAGUGCAGGGAGAUGAAUGAUAUGGGGACAGUGAAGCCAGAUUUAUUUUGAAAUAACCAUCAUUAUAAAUUUUUUUUUACAAGUGUGUAACUUAAUAUGAUGCAACAUUUUUGGACAAUGAAGUGUUUUAUUGUCUUCAUAUUAUAUGUAACAUGAAAUAAAUACUUGCACGAU